AUGCACAGCCGCACGCACCGUGCACGGCCCCGCACACACGUGCAUCCCGCACGCAGCGCUGCACACGCAGCCGCAGCUCCCGCACACACGGCCAGCCGCAGCCGCAGCCCCGCUCGCCCACCCGCCGCAGCCCCGCUGCCGGUGCCGGUGCCGCUGCCGUUACCGCUGCCGUUGCCGGUGCCGGCCCCGCGCUGUGACGGGCAGCGGCGGCGGCGGAAGGCGGCCGGAGCCGGGGCCGCCCCUUCCGUCGCGAUGGAGCCGGGCGAGCCGGGCGAGCCGGGGGAGCCGGCGUGGGAGCGGCGGGCCGGGCCGCGGCUGGGCGGCCGGGCGCUGCUGGAGCUGGCGCUGGCGGGCGGAGCGGCCGCCUGGGCCGCCUGGGCCGUGCUGCUGAUGCCGGGCUUCCGCCGGGUCCCGCUGCGGCUGCAGGUGCCCUUCCAGCCCUCCAGCCCCCGGCAAGUGGGCAACGCUCUGCGGCUGCUGCGGGGCCGCUGCGGGAAGACCGUGGAUCUGGGCUCGGGAGACGGACGGCUCGUGGUAGAGGCUUACAAGCAAGGUCUCAGACCAGCCAUCGGCUACGAGCUCAAUCCCUGGCUGCUGUGUCUCUCCAAGUACCGGGCCUGGAAGGCUGGGUGCCACGGCAAGGUUUCCUUCCUGAAGAAAGAUCUGUGGAAGGUGAAUCUUUGUGACUGCCACAACGUGAUCGUGUUCCUGGCCCCCAGUGUGAAGCCUCCCUUAGCCACCAAGCUCCUUGCAGAACUCCCUGAUGAAGCUCGGGUGGUGGCUGGACGCUUCCCCUUCCCCUCCUGGACACCCACCAGCACCCUUGGGCAGGGGCUGGAGCAGGUCUGGGCCUAUGACAUGAAGGAGGUUCGGCGAGCGGGGCAGAGCAGCCUCUGACAGCCCCCCUGAGCCUGGCCUUGGGGCUGAGCAGGGAUCACAGCCUCCCCUGCCCCAGGCUCAGCCUGCGGGGGCUGCUUGGCCAGGCUCUUUCCUGGGGACCUGCAGCCCCUCGGUUUUGCAGCGAGCAGGCAGCCUGGAGGAGGUGAGGGAGGGGCAAAGAACAGGGCUGGGACUGCUGGGUGUAAGGGCUGAAUCCCCAGUGCCUCUUUCUGUACAUUUGCUACUUUAUUUGUAGUUAUUUCUCCAAAUAAACCCUUGGUGUGUUGUU
Messenger RNA from Colius striatus (speckled mousebird), 1168 nucleotides. It is a transcript of the gene ANTKMT, whose product is annotated as adenine nucleotide translocase lysine methyltransferase. Gene Ontology annotation, biological process: peptidyl-lysine trimethylation; regulation of mitochondrial ATP synthesis coupled proton transport; positive regulation of proton-transporting ATP synthase activity, rotational mechanism. The record is from RefSeq and is a predicted model, not a curated record. Gene Ontology annotation, cellular component: mitochondrion. Lineage: Eukaryota; Metazoa; Chordata; Aves; Coliiformes; Coliidae. The coding region runs from base 1 to 897 and encodes 298 amino acids. Gene Ontology annotation, molecular function: protein-lysine N-methyltransferase activity. The transcript is spliced from 5 exons.